Molecule: messenger RNA, 519 nt
Organism: Funneliformis caledonium
Lineage: Eukaryota; Fungi; Glomeromycota; Glomeromycetes; Glomerales; Glomeraceae
Source: the annotation of a GenBank genome assembly
AUGUCAACGACAAACUUGUCGAAUGUUAUGGAAAUUGAUGAUGAUAUACAUAAUAUACCAAUACUAGUAAAUGAACCCAAUGGUGUUUUAACUCCAAAUCAUGAACAAUCUAUGAUCCAGAAAGUAUCAUAUACUUCAUCGGGAUCACAUUAUGAUAAUCACAAUAUAAUAUCCAAUGAGUUGAAGGUGGCAAUAAAUGGACAUUCUAACCAAGCUGAAGAAUUAUUGUUCAAAAAAUCAAUAAUAUCACCGCAGCCCGAGCCUAGUGGAUUAGACAUUUUGAGUCGGGUAGCUCAGGAUAUGCUUGGACGACGUGCGAAAUUAUCUCAAAGAGUAAAUCAAAGAUUGAUUACGUUACAACCAGUAAAAGUCGACGAAAAUAUAUCAAAAUUAACAUUUGACGAUUUUAAACAAUCGUCAGACUUUUCAAAAGAAUCAAAGGCACAUUUUGUACUAUCAAUUCAAAAAUAUGCUUUAGCGUCUUCAAAGAAGAAUUUGUCGAAAAAGUUACAACCUAUU